Strongylocentrotus purpuratus (purple sea urchin) is the source of this 1336-nucleotide messenger RNA. RefSeq lists its product as uncharacterized. The transcript has 8 exons. The coding region runs from base 30 to 1202 and encodes 390 amino acids. Lineage: Eukaryota; Metazoa; Echinodermata; Echinoidea; Camarodonta; Strongylocentrotidae. The record is from RefSeq and is a predicted model, not a curated record. Gene Ontology annotation, molecular function: calcium ion binding.
AUGUUUCCUGGGGCAAUACAGCCACAUGCAUGUUUGCCAUAGUUGUCAGUGACAAUGAAGCCCCGAUUAUCAGCGACUGCCCGAGCUCUCAGACUUUAACGACAGAGCUCGGAUCAGAAACGGCGACGGCGAUAUGGGUGGAGCCCACUGAAUCCGAUAAUUCCAACAAUGUCACUCUGACACCGAGUCGUAGCGGAGAUGCCUUUCCCGUCGGUCAGAACACGGUCACUUACGCGGCUCAAGACCCGAGUGGGAACACGGCAACAUGCACCUUUGUUAUAUCAGUCACGGCUCCUCUGGGAUGCUCCACUAGCCAGCUUAUAUCCUGCGGGGACACAGAAACGUGUGUCGAGAAUGAAUGCCGGUGCAGGCCCACCUUCAUCCGAUUGAAUGAUGUUUGCACAGAGGCAAACACCUACAGCCUUACAGUGCGAGCCCUAUCGCGCGACGGUUUUGAUUACGAAUUCACUGAUGCGCUGAGUGACCCAAAUUCUCCUGAGUUCCAAGCACAGGCUAACGCUUUCAUUAUCGUGAUGAUGCAAAACACUGAUACGAUUUAUGGAAUUACGGUUAUUGAAAUUCGGAACGGGAGUCUAAUAUUCGUAGCCGAAGCCAUCACCGAACCGUCUACAACGAUGGCCCAACUCGAACAAGAUAUAGAUAGUGCUAUUCAAGAGGGGAGUGCUACCGCAGGACCAACGACCAUAUUCUUUGUUCCUGAAGACACUGUCAUCGCGGACAUCAAUGAAUGUGCAAGUACAACUACCAAUGACUGCUCGGAGAAUGCCAAUUGUACCAACAUGGUUGGGUCCUACACCUGCACCUGUUAUUUUGGCUACACGGAUAGAUCACCUGCAGGGGUUGGCCCCGCGAGAGUAUGCGAGCUGACUUCAGUGGGCAAUUUCCUGGGUAUUGGUGGCAUAUUUGGAUUGGCUGUAGGAGCGUGUGUUCUCGUGGUUAUGAUGUGUUUGUGUUGUAUUAUUGCUGCGAGGAGAAUGCCCAACAAAAACUUCGCACCGAGAACAAGGGACCCACCGUCUAAUGUGCAUCUAUCCUCCUUUAGAAAAUCGGAAGACCAGAAGCCACGACGUCAAGGUCCCGGGCGCCCAGGGGAAGUCUUCAGGCAUGAUGACAAUCUUUACCGUGGCUAUGUGGGCGGGAGUAGCGGGAAUACUCCCAGGUCGGAAUUUAUGGGAUAUUAAAGUGCACCAACCACCUCAGUGGCGGAUCCAGGGGGAGGCCCGGGGCCCCGGCCCGGUCGCGUCCUUUUUUUUCCUACGAACUUUUAUACUUGACUCAUGCAAAGAGGUCACAAACAAUUGGACUUUGAUUAUUU